UGAUCCUGGAAACUGUAACAUGGCGGCGUCCGUAUCGUCGCCGUCGCGGCCGCCAAUUGAGGGGAUGGUGAAAUUGAGCCACAAAAGGUACAGAGCACUUUUGAAGAAAGAGAAGCGGAAGAAAAGGAGACAAGUUCUAGCAAGACUGAGAGAUUCAGAAAACACAAAUAGAGGUGAACCAGCCUGUGAAGAAGAUCUGAAUGAAGAAGAGCAACAACUUGAAGCUGAAAGGCAAAGGCUUCAUGAAGAGUGGUUGCUAAGGGAAGAAAAGGCUCAAGAAGCUUUCAAGAUCAGGAAGGAAAGAGAAGAGGCAGCCAGAAAACAUCAAGAAGAAGAAGAGCAAAAAAUAAAAGAAGAAUGGAAAAAACAACAAAAGAAAGAACAAGAGGAGGAAGACCAAAAACAACAAAUGAAGAGAGAAAGAGAGGAGGCUGUGCAGAAGAUGUUGGACCAGGCUGAAAGUCAGCUAGAAAAUGGAACUACUUGGCACAAUCCUGAGCCCCCAGAGAAUAUAGGCACCGAAAAGGAUCGUGCCAAUUGCCCAUUCUAUAUUAAGACUGGAGCUUGCAGAUUUGGAGACAGGUGUUCUCGGAAACAUAAUUAUCCAAGCUCUAGUCAAACACUUCUUAUCAGGGGAAUGUUUGUUACUUUUGGGAUGGAGCAGUGUAAGAGGGAUGACUACGACACAGAUGCAAGCCUGGAAUACAGCGAGGAGGAAAUUUAUCAGCAAUUCCUCGAUUUCUAUGAGGAUGUACUUCCUGAAUUCAAAAAUGUGGGGAAGGUUAUUCAGUUCAAGGUGAGCUGUAACUUUGAACCUCAUCUUCGAGGAAAUGUGUAUGUUCAAUAUCAAUCAGAGCAAGAAUGUCAGGAGGCUCUUACUUUAUUCAAUGGUCGGUGGUAUGCAGGGCGGCAGCUGCAGUGUGAGUUUUGUCCAGUAACAAGGUGGAAAACAGCUAUUUGUGGUUUGUUUGAAAGGCAAAAGUGUCCAAGAGGAAAGCACUGUAAUUUUCUUCAUGUAUUCAAAAAUCCAAAUAAUGAGUUCUGGGAAGCCAACAGAGAUAUUCACAUUUCCACUGAGUGGGCUAAAGAGGCAGGUAAAAACUCUGAAAGGAGACAUAGAUUGGGAUACUAUGAAGAACAUUAUAGCAGAUCAAGAAGGAGGAACAGUCAAAGUCCAGAUCAUUCAUACAAUAAAAGAAAUGGAGAAUCUGAAAGAAAAAAAUCUCAUCGUAAGCAUAAGAAAAGUCACCUUUCUGAGAAAUCAGGCAGCCGUGGAAGGCAACGGUCACACAGUAAAAAGAAGAGAGGACGGAGUCACAACAGGAGCAUGACACGUAGCCGUAGUAGAAGUUUGUCUCUUUCAAGAAGUCGAGGCAGAAAGAGGUCCAGGAGCAAAGGAAGGAAUAGCUGAAUUUGCUAGAGAAUGACUUUUAUGACAGAUGUGUUUUAAAAAAAAAACAAAACUGUAGUCCUAUUAGAGUGGUUGUAUAUUGUUAUGCCCCAAGAAUAGCAGUUAUGCACUAUCCUAUCUAAAGUUUUGCAAUAAAUUAUGAAAAAAAUUGAAAUACAUUUCCUGCGACUUGUUUAAUUAA
Messenger RNA from Candoia aspera, 1592 nucleotides. RefSeq names its product zinc finger CCCH-type, RNA binding motif and serine/arginine rich 2 (gene ZRSR2). Gene Ontology annotation, biological process: mRNA splicing, via spliceosome. The transcript has 11 exons. Gene Ontology annotation, molecular function: pre-mRNA 3'-splice site binding; metal ion binding. Gene Ontology annotation, cellular component: U2AF complex; spliceosomal complex. The coding region runs from base 20 to 1411 and encodes 463 amino acids. Lineage: Eukaryota; Metazoa; Chordata; Lepidosauria; Squamata; Candoiidae. The record is from RefSeq and is a predicted model, not a curated record.